Plectropomus leopardus (leopard coralgrouper) is the source of this 1623-nucleotide messenger RNA. It is a transcript of the gene plek, whose product is annotated as pleckstrin. Lineage: Eukaryota; Metazoa; Chordata; Actinopteri; Perciformes; Serranidae. The record is from RefSeq and is a predicted model, not a curated record. Gene Ontology annotation, cellular component: plasma membrane. Gene Ontology annotation, biological process: actin cytoskeleton organization; intracellular signal transduction.
GAGAGAGAGAGUAGGUUGUAGGUGGAGUGAGUGGGAAACGUUUGAAACCAUCACAAAAAAGUGACCAAAGUUGAAGCUACCGGCAGCAAGGAACAGGGUCAUGGAGCCACAACAGAUCAGAGAGGGAUACUUGGUGAAAAAGGGCACAGUGCUAAACUCCUGGAAGGCAGUGUGGGUAGUGCUGUCAGAAGAUGGGGUGGAAUUCUAUAAGAAGAAAACCGAUCAGUCUCCGAAAGGAAUGAUCCCACUAAAGGGAGCCAAGCUCAUCAAUCCUUGCCAGGAUUUUGGCAAGAGGACACUGGUUUUCAAGAUUACAACAGACAAGAAGCAGGAUCACUUUUUCCAAGCCUCGCACGUGGAGGAGAGAGAGAUUUGGGUCAAGGACAUCAAGAGAGCCAUCACCUGCCUAGACGGGGGAAGAAAGUUUGCCAGGAAGUCCACAAGACGCUCCAUUCGGCUGCCUGAGACAGUCAACCUGGCUGAACUGUAUGCCCAGAUGAAAGACCAAGAUGACGGAGUAAAAGAGUUAAAACUGGAGCAGGAGAAUCGAGUCUUCAACCACUGCUUCACCGGUGCAACAGUGGUCGAGUGGUUGAUCUCAGUGGGGAAAGCCAGAAAUAGGCCUGAGGCCCUCAUGUUAGCAACAGGGCUCCUGAAUGAGGGUUUUAUCCAGCCUGCAGGUGACAUGUCGAAAGAAGGAGCUGAGAGUGCAGAGCAAACAGCCUUCUUAGAUCAUACAGUUGCACUUUAUUACUUUGCAGACAGUGGGUUUUUCUGUGAAGGCUACUCCAGUGAUGAAGAUGUGCUUGUGAAGGAAGAGUUCAGAGGAAACAUCAUAAAACAAGGCUGUUUACUGAAACAGGGACAUAAGAGAAAAAACUGGAAGGUACGAAAGUUCAUUCUGAGAGAUGACCCUGCUUAUAUGCAUUAUUAUGAUCCCACAAAGGGUGAUGACCCUCUGGGCUCGAUCCAUCUGCGUGGGUCUGUGGUUACAGCUGUGGAAUUUGUGCCUGACGCCAAAAAAUAUGACAUUGAUGGCAACCUCUUUGAGAUCAUCACCUCAGAUGAGAUUCACUACUUCUUCCAAGCUGCUACAGCUGAAGAAAGAAAGGACUGGAUCAAAGCGAUACAGGCAGUGUCAAAAAGUGGAAAAUAACAGGAGCAGUGGGGCUGCCACAGUUGAACCUAUUGAUUGUAAGAUACCACAUUUUAAAUGUUAUUCAUUAUAUUUAGCAGUGUGUCAACAGAGUAUUACUGAAAUAUGAUAUGUCAUUCUAGAGCAAACGUCAAUCAACAGAGAAAAAGGCUUAUAUUACACAGUACAUUUCUGCCGACAACAAAUACAUUACAUCUGUACAUUAUUUUGUAACACAUACACUGAAAUUUACAUUUCCCAGCAACACUGUGGUGAAGGUGUGGCUAAAUUUAGGCACAAAAACCAGUUGGCUAUGGUUAAGAAAAGGUUGUGUUUGGCUGAAAUAAUCUACAAUUCAUGGCAUAAAAGGAGCUGAAAAAGCAAGAAUGCGGUGAUGGAAAAUACCAAGGUUUGGAGCUACAAACACUGCUGGUAAAUGCAGUGAUGUGUUAAAGCUAUGCUCAAUAAAAAUUAUUCCGUGACGCAAA